Molecule: messenger RNA, 930 nt
Organism: Phalaenopsis equestris
Lineage: Eukaryota; Viridiplantae; Streptophyta; Magnoliopsida; Asparagales; Orchidaceae
Product: proline-rich receptor-like protein kinase PERK2
Exons: 2
Coding region: 7-759 (250 amino acids)
Source: RefSeq, a predicted model, not a curated record
CCUCUUAUGCGAGCAAAAACGUUCGCCUUCCUCGCUCGACCGAACAUACCCGUUCGCCUUCAUCCGAUUGGACCUCCCCCUGCUCCCUUCUCCUCUCGUGUCUCUCCAGCUCGACAGCUCUUCUCUCCCGCUCGCCUUCCUCCUCGCACACGACUGAGCCCCGCUCGAAGACAGGUUCAACUCCUCUGCUCGAUCCCGCUCUACCUCUGCGCUCUACAGCUCCUCUCUCCCGCUCGACAGCUCCUCUCUGCCGCUCGCUCGCCUUCCUCCUCGUGCACGACUGAGCCCCGCUCGCUGCUUCCUCGCCCGACAGAUUCAACUCCUCCGCUCGAUCCCGCUCUACCUCUGCGCUCUACAGCUCCUCUCUCCUGCUCGAAAGCUCCUCUCUCUCGCUCGCCUUCCUCGUGCACGACUAAGCCCCGCUCGCUGCUUCCUCGCCCGACAUAUUCAACUCCUCCGCUCGAUCACGCUCUCACUCUGCGAUCCGCUCUCCUCUCUCCCGCUCGACAGCUCCUCUCUCGAUCCUGCCUCCGUUCUCUCAGUACCGAAACUACCCGACUCCCUUUCCAUAAAUCCUCGCUCGACUCCCUCCCCCGAUUGAAGCUCCUGCUCACCUCCCUCGGCUUCCCAUUCUCGACCGAAGCACCCUCACACUCGCCUCCUCACACAGAAGCUUUUCCUGCAUCCUCUACUGCAGUCCCAGAUUUGUGCCUCUUAUAUAAGUCUUAUCCUGAAUCUAAUAAUCAGCUGGCUGUUUGAGAUAUUCCUUCAUACAGAUUAAACUCAUCAUCACCAUUAUCCUUAUACUAAUUGCUUUGAUUGGUUUUAUGAACUUCCCUUACCUUUGAAUCUUGAACGUGGAUUUUUUUUUAAGAAAGAAAAGAGGAUGGAUUAAAAUGUGAUUAUCACAGUUAGAGAGUUUCUUGCUAU